Molecule: messenger RNA, 1926 nt
Organism: Branchiostoma belcheri (Belcher's lancelet)
Lineage: Eukaryota; Metazoa; Chordata; Leptocardii; Amphioxiformes; Branchiostomatidae
Exons: 2
Coding region: 1-1926 (641 amino acids)
Cellular component (GO): extracellular region
Molecular function (GO): protein binding
Source: RefSeq, a predicted model, not a curated record
AUGGCUGAAGCCUUGUCCCCCAACGCCGAUACUUCAGCUUUUAAGGGGAAUGACUAUAGCAUAGUGCAUACACAGGCCAGGGAUCCGAAUUUGAUAUACACACAUAACGCCAUGAGCCCUGAUCCGACGUACGCCAAAAACGACGUUAACCCCAAUCCGAUGUACCUACAAAGCACCAUGGAGCCAAACGCCAGCCCUGGACCCAAGUCAAAUAAGAGCAAUGACAGUCAGACAUCAGUUGAUGCACAUGACGAAGCCUCCUUUAGACCAGCUGACAACAUUAACAACGAUUGUCUUCAGCCGUAUUCUGUAACACGCUGCCAGAAAGAAUAUGAGGUCUCAAUCAAAAUGCCAGAAAACACUGAGGACAAUCCCCACACCCAGCCGUACGCAGUUACUUAUCAGAAACAUGAUGGAAUUGACAUCGAAUCAGCUAACUGUGAUGUCGGCCAGCCAUAUGCCGUUCAAUACGAAGAUGAAACUGUUGGUGACUCAGCAAACAAUGAUGGCAAUCCCUGCAUCCAACGAAAUGCAGUUAACCACCAGGAAGACGAGGAGCCCUUCCUUGGGCCACUCAACUGUAAUGGCGGUCAGCCUUACGCUGUUAAAUACCAUGAAGAUGACGAUAGUGGCAAUGCUGCGUCCAAAAACAGAUAUACAGUCAGUAUCGCAUCUGAAGAUGAGGUCAUUCAACCAUACGCUGCCGCAUACAUGUGCCAGGGUGACGUGGGGUGGAACACAACUUCAAGAUACCCUCAUACAAGCCUGUUCUCACAGAAUCAGAAUCAACCAACGGCGGCAUCAAACAAUAUCAAUGACGUCUCGACCAGCCCGUCGAGCAAUGGUGACCUCCAUGCACUAGAUCCAAAUCCGAUGUACGCUGCCGCAGACAUGGUACGGGGUGACGUGGGGUGGAACACAGCAUCAAGAGACACUCAUGCAAGCCUAUCCUCCCAGAAUCUACCAGCGACGGCUUUAAACAGCAUCAAUGACGCCAAUGAUGUCCUCCAUGCACUCAAUCCAAAUCUGAUGUACGCGCCAAACGUCCAGCGUCUUGCAACACACGGUGGUGACGUAAAGCCGGAGAAGAUCACGUUUGGUGGGCAGAGAGAAGAACCGGGAAAUAUCGGGGGGGCCUUAGGAUUCGGAGUUGCCGUGUCUGCUGACAAUGAGAUAUUUGUGACUGAUCAUGCCAACAAACGAAUCCAGGUCUUCAGCAUGAAUGGGACCUACCUCCGCCUCUUUCCAACCGUUGUGCCGGGUAAAAAUAUGGCGAUGUUUCCUUAUAGUGUUACUUUGGACGUGGUGCCUGGCUACCUGUGGGUACUGGGGAGGGGGCAUUACGAACAAUGGAGGUCCUAUACAUGCUAUGAAGGACAUGUCGUACAGUACAGUAAGAACGGACAUCCCAUUAAAAAGUUUGACGUAAGCCUACGGCAUGCCUCGUAUCAUGUCAUUGCGAUGGACGUACGCAACAAUAAAGUUAUCGUGGGAGACGGAUCUAGAAUUACGAUGUUUGAUCGAAACGGUUCUCGUUUUUGGAGUUCAAAAUUGCGUACGGGUUACGGGAUCGGAGGAGUCAUUUCAGAUAAGGAGGGAAAUAUCCUGCUGACGGAUGGGGAUAGAACCGUCAAGAAGUACAAUCAAUCCGGAGUAAAGGUAUUUGAAUUUGGCAGAUAUGGAAAGGCUAAGGGCCAACUGCAUUCUCCCAAAGGUAUUUGUCUUGACUCCUCUGGUCACAUCAUCGUGGCGAAUACUGAAAACCACCGGGUUGACAUGUUUACACGACAGGGCGACUUUGUCCGCACUAUCGCGGACAUUAAAGGCCCGUGGGAUGUCGCUAUGGGACCAUUUGGAGAGUUGGUGGUGAUUAGCUCAUAUACCUACACUGUAACUAUCAUUCCUCGCCACAUGGUGCGUCCUUAA